Molecule: messenger RNA, 1312 nt
Organism: Prosopis cineraria
Lineage: Eukaryota; Viridiplantae; Streptophyta; Magnoliopsida; Fabales; Fabaceae
Product: E3 ubiquitin-protein ligase SINA-like 10
Exons: 2
Coding region: 102-1118 (338 amino acids)
Molecular function (GO): zinc ion binding
Source: RefSeq, a predicted model, not a curated record
AUUUGCUAGUAUUCCAGAAAGAGGAAAGCCAGAGAAUGCGUAAAAUUCAUUUGUUAGACUAGACUAGACCCACAAAUUUUGAGAUCGAGGAUAGAAGAGAAAUGGCGAAAUUCUCGCUUGGUGGGGACGACGAUGGGGGGGGACCCAGUAACCCGACCCCAAAGCGACGUAGGAUUGCUGUUAGCUGCGGCAUCGUCGGAGAAGACGAACGACAAGAGAUCGGAAACCCAAGUGGAACAGAAGACGAAAGAGAUGAUAUAGUGCAGGAACUAGAAGUGCUACAAGGAGAAGAAGAUCUACGUAAUGAUGAUUCUGGCAAUUGCUUUGGAGCCAGAUCAAGCAAUUGCGGUGAAGACAACAAUGUUUUCGCGCCUGAAAAUAGGGAUAGGUCCAUUUCUGUCACCCUUAGCGACCCUGACGUGUUUGAUUGCUGCAUCUGUUAUGAACCCUUGAGUAUCCCUAUCUUCCAGUGCGAGAAUGGGCAUAUUGCUUGCUCUUCCUGCUGUGUUAAACUUGGGAACAAGUGUCCCACGUGCUCUAUGCCUAUUGGCUACAACCGUUGCCGAGCCAUUGAGAAGGUGCUGGAAUCUGUUAAGAUAUCCUGCCUAAAUGCACAAUAUGGUUGUAAAGAAACAAUAAUUUACAGUAAGAAAAUUGACCAUGAAAAGCAAUGCAUUUAUGCACCACGCACAUGUCCACAUUCAGGUUGUAACUUUGUUGCCCCGUCGAAGGAGUUGUCACUCCACUUUCGCCGUAAACAUGGGGACUCUGCGAGAAAUUUUACCUAUAAUUGCUUCUUCUCUAUCUUCCUGAGGGUUAACGAUGAAGUUAUUGUUCUUCAAGAACAGAAUGGUGCCGAUCUAUUCAUGCUCAAGAAUAAAGUGGGUGAUCUGGGGAAUAUAGUCAACGUUAGUUGCGUUUGUCCCAAUUCAUUCCAAAAGGCAUGUCAUUAUGAUAUUUUGGCUAGAUCCCAGGGAUGCUGUCUGAAAAUACAUUGUUUAGCGGAGAACAAUCCUGGUCGCAAAGCUAAUAAUACUGCUCCAACAGGGUUUCUUUUGGUCCCAUCUUGGUUUUUUGAUUCUUCUGGACAGCUCAAAUUGGACAUUCGCAUUAAUUAAGUGAUUACUCGUGCAGAUGUCCAAAGAUCGUAGUGUUGUAUAUUUGUAGACUAAAGGGAAGUGUCAUCUCUUGAUCUGUUCCCGUUGUAAAAAGUAAGGGGAUUAUAACAAGCAGAUCAAAGAACUUAUUCCUUUUGGCCAUAUCUGACCUUGUUAGAAUUUCUGGCAUGAAUGCAAUUGCAGUGUUGGUAUGA